AUCAUCCUUACCCGACAGAGCAGAUACUACACAAUCUAGCACAUUCUCUUCUCUUCCGUUCUCUCUCACCAUUGACUGGAGUCAUCAUCUUCUUGACACAAGAAGAGGUCUGAGCCAAAACAAUGGACCACUCAGCAGAUCGAACAACUUUUAAGCGUCACUCGUCGCUUUCUACACUUGUGGCUCAUUUCUUUGGCAUCUUAGCCGUUAUUCUAAUGCUCAUAUGGCUUCUCCAUUACCGUGAAGGUAUUGAGUAUGGCUCCGACAAUCCCCUUAAGGUUUUAAAUGUGCAUCCAUUUCUCAUGUACUGUGGUUUUCUCUUCCUCGUGGGCCAAGCGAUGAUGACGUACAAAACGGCGUAUGCCUCGCACCAAGUACAGAAAAUGGUUCACGGUGGACUUCACUUAAUAGGAUUAGUUCUAGGUAUUGUCGGAAUCUGCGCCGCCUUUAGAUUCCACGAUAAAUUAAACCUUAAAGACAUGGUCUCUCUUCACUCCUGGAUCGGUCUCACCACUUUCAUCCUCCUCGGCCUCCAGUGGCUGCUCGGGGCGCUCACAUUCCUUGCGCCACAAUCUUCAUCAGGGACGAGAACGAGGAUGAUGCCGUGGCACGUCUUAGGUGGUCGGGCACUACUUUAUAUGGGUAUUGUCGCAGCACUUACAGGACUCAUGCAGAGAGCUACAAUGCUUGGUCAGAGCACGAACGCUGAGUCGCGCCUCAUUAACUUCACCGGCUUAGCCAUUCUACUCUUUGGCGUUUCCGUCGACUUCUCCGUCGCUCUUGGCCGUUAUAAUUGAUGGAUUCCUAUAUUAAUUAGUCUACCGUUUAAGUAAUCUUUCUUUAUUGUAUCAUUCAAUGAAUUAUUGCUCGUUUGUGUUGGUGUGAAAAUGUGAUUGGUGUGAUAUCUAAUUGGGCCCUGAGAGUUGAUUACCUGAUAUUUAAUUCUUAAUUUACUUUUGUGUGUUUUUUC
Molecule: messenger RNA, 970 nt
Organism: Brassica oleracea var. oleracea
Lineage: Eukaryota; Viridiplantae; Streptophyta; Magnoliopsida; Brassicales; Brassicaceae
Product: probable transmembrane ascorbate ferrireductase 3
Exons: 4
Coding region: 123-797 (224 amino acids)
Molecular function (GO): oxidoreductase activity
Source: RefSeq, a predicted model, not a curated record